Molecule: messenger RNA, 510 nt
Organism: Olea europaea var. sylvestris
Lineage: Eukaryota; Viridiplantae; Streptophyta; Magnoliopsida; Lamiales; Oleaceae
Product: protein FAR1-RELATED SEQUENCE 2-like
Exons: 1
Coding region: 1-510 (169 amino acids)
Biological process (GO): regulation of DNA-templated transcription
Molecular function (GO): zinc ion binding
Source: RefSeq, a predicted model, not a curated record
AUGGUACCAUGUGCAACACAAUAUGAAAUGGAGCAGCAGUUGCAAUCAGUUUAUACCAUUUCUAAAUUCAGGGAAGCUCAGGAAGAGUUCGCGGGGAAGGUUUACUGUGACCUCAUAUCUUCUUCAGAGGGGGCCUCUGGGACGACAUACGAAGUAUGGGAGGAUUUUAUGUACGAGGGCCGAAGAAAGAAAAAAACAUUUUUUGUCACAUUCGAGAAAGAUAGUUGCGAGGUUGUAUGCAGCUGCCAUUUGUUCGAAUUUCGGGGGAUAGUUUGCCGUCAUGCAAUCGCAGUCUUGAUUCGCAGUGAUGUCAACUUACUUCCAGAACGGUAUAUACUUCGAAGGUGGAGGAGAGAUGUUAGUAGAGCACAUGCAAGGGUGUCAGUGAACUACGAUGGUUUGGUUAGUUCUCUUGAACAAUUAAGAUACAAUGACAUGUGUCGCGCGUUCGCGCAAAUUGCAGACCUUGCUGCUGAUGAUGAAGGGCGAGCACGUGCUAUUAUGGACUAG